AUGGCAUCCCAAAGCGUGUUUCGAAUUGUGGCUGGCGCCAACUCUUACGACUGGGGAAAGAUCGGCAAGAACUCCAAGGCGGGCCAAUAUGCUCGUGCAGACCCCGAGUUUAAGCUUCAAGAGGAGAAACCAUACUCUGAGCUCUGGAUGGGAACCCAUCCGACCCUGCCCUCCAAGCUUCAAUCAGGGGAGAAACUCUACGAUCAUCUACAAGCACACCCCGAACUUCUUGGGGAUAAAGUGCGCAAGCAAUACGGCGGCGAUCUCCCUUUCCUGUUCAAGGUUCUGGCGAUCGAAAAGGCCCUUAGCAUUCAAGCCCAUCCGAACAAAAAACUAGCCGAGAAACUACACAAUGAACGACCAGAUGUGUACAAGGGCACGUCCAAUCCAUGA
Molecule: messenger RNA, 393 nt
Organism: Rhizoctonia solani
Lineage: Eukaryota; Fungi; Basidiomycota; Agaricomycetes; Cantharellales; Ceratobasidiaceae
Product: mannose-6-phosphate isomerase
Exons: 2
Coding region: 1-393 (130 amino acids)
Biological process (GO): GDP-mannose biosynthetic process
Cellular component (GO): cytosol
Molecular function (GO): mannose-6-phosphate isomerase activity; zinc ion binding
Source: RefSeq, a predicted model, not a curated record